This is a messenger RNA of Ascoidea rubescens DSM 1968, 2049 nucleotides long. It is a transcript of the gene MIL1, whose product is annotated as Mil1p. The transcript has 3 exons. Lineage: Eukaryota; Fungi; Ascomycota; Saccharomycetes; Ascoideales; Ascoideaceae. The record is from RefSeq and is a predicted model, not a curated record. The annotation marks the transcript as partial.
GGUUAUACAAGAAUAGCAGAUGAAGAACAGGCCUACUCAUAUGCAAAAGCAGACUCAAAAACUGAUUUUUUGUUUGAUAACUUAGAUGAUAUCACUGAUCAUAAUAAUGCCUAUAGCUCUGAUGAAGAAUCAAGUGAUGAAUAUAAUGAUAAUUACUUAAUCAGAUCACCCUCUAAUCAAUUAAACGUCACAAAAAACAUGUUAAAAGAAUACGAGAAAUUCGCUUAUGUUGCAAUUGUAAAUUUAAUCACUUUAGAAAUGGCUACUGAAUUGGCAAAACUCAAUUCGAGUAGUUUUAGGACAAAUAAAAAGCUAUCUAAGGCUCAAAACUUUUUGGGAAUUUGGUCAAACAAAAUAUUGAACAUUUUGUAUCAACACUUAGAUUUGAAUGAAGACGAAAUAACAAUGGUUCAGAAAUUGAGCUCGCAUAGAAUUGAAAUAUCUGAUUUAAGCACCUGCUUAAAAAGUGUUAAAGAAGUCGAUAAUCCGUUCAAUGAUAAUGAAAAUGGAGAAACUCAAUCACUAUCCAAUUCUGAAAAAAUACUCGAACCUAAUGAUGUACAAAAUCAAAAAACUCUUCAAAUUGAUGUUGCUUGGACCGUAAUAUGUGAUCUUUUUUUAUUGCUUGUUUCUGAUGGUACUUAUGAUUCGAGGUCCAGAUCUUUGCUUAUGAAAUUCGGUGAAAUACUAAAUAUCCCUUGGUUAGAAAUUCACCGGUUUGAAAAAAGAAUCACAGAUGCGUUGGAGAUAAAGGACGAUGAGGAGGAAAAUUUGAAUGAAACAGAAAUAAUGAAUUACAGAGCAAAAAUGGCCAAAAAGAAGAGGAUGGUUUACAUUGGAAUAGCGACGAUAGGCGGUGGGAUCGUUUUAGGAUUGUCUGGUGGUUUAUUGGCACCAGUGAUUGGUGCUGGUCUUGCUGCUGGGUUAUCAACAAUAGGUAUUACAGGUACAUCAGCAUUUUUAGCAGGUGGUGUGGGAACUGCUUUGGUGACCACAGCAAGCACUGGUAUUGGAGCCAAAAUUGGAGCAACUGGUAUGAUGAGAAGAACAGGUAAUGUCAGAACCUUUGAGUUUCGGCCUUUACAUAAUAAUAAAAGAUUUAAUUUAAUAGUUACAAUUAGUGGGUGGAUGAACUCAAACGUGGAUGAUGUUAGAUUGCCGUUUUCAACUGUUGAUCCUGUAAUGGGUGAUUUAUACUCUAUUUUUUGGGAACCUGAUAUGUUGACCUCAACAGGCCAGACAAUUAAUAUUUUAGCAACAGAAGUUUUGACUCAGACAAUCCAGCAAGUCCUAGGCUCAACUCUUCUUGUUGCGUUGAUGUCUGCUAUUCAGUGGCCGAUGAUAUUAUCUAAACUAGGUUAUAUCAUUGAUAACCCAUGGAAUGUUUCUUUGGACAGAGCAUGGUCAGCCGGUCGUAUUCUUGCAGACACAUUAAUAUCGCGAAAUCUUGGAACAAGACCAAUUACUCUUGUUGGGUUUUCUUUAGGAGCAAGAAUGAUAUACUCUUGUCUUAUCGAAUUGGCCAAAAAGGGGGCUUAUGGCAUUGUUGAAAAUGUCUAUUUAUUCGGCUCUCCGUUUGUUUCUAAUAAAGAUCAAUUAAGAUUAUCUAGAUCAGUUGUUUCGGGCAAAUUCAUUAAUGGAUACUCUAAAAAAGAUUGGAUUUUGGGUUAUUUAUUUAGAGCAACUAGUGGCGGUCUAAGAAGAGUUGUGGGUUUAUCUCCAAUUGAGGAUAUUGAAGGAAUAGAAAAUUUUGAUUGCACCGAACAUGUAACCGGUCAUAUGGAGUAUCGUAAUCAGAUGCCACAUCUACUAAAAUUGCUUGAAUGGUCUGUGAUCAGUGAAGAGUUCAUUGAAAUUGAUGAACCUGAUGCUGAACAAGGUGAAAGGCAAAGAAAGUUGAUAUUAGAAUUCGAUGAGGCUGCAAGACAAAUGGAAGCUGACAAGACAAAGGAUGAUAAUAAGAAAACCUGGAAAAAAUGGUUUGCACCUAAACGAAAAGAUUGGUGGGAGAUUUAUACUGAAGGCUUGAAGGAAAAUGAAAGAAAGAAA